This is a messenger RNA of Brassica napus (rape), 5956 nucleotides long. RefSeq names its product cytokinin dehydrogenase 1. The record is from RefSeq and is a predicted model, not a curated record. Gene Ontology annotation, molecular function: cytokinin dehydrogenase activity; FAD binding. Gene Ontology annotation, biological process: cytokinin metabolic process. Lineage: Eukaryota; Viridiplantae; Streptophyta; Magnoliopsida; Brassicales; Brassicaceae.
UUUUUUCCUUUAACGAAUUGUGGUCCACAUUUGGAUACACUAGUACACAACUUGGAAAAGAAAGCUAUAAAAAAAUUAUAUAUAGUGUAUGUUAUUAACAUUUCGAACUAAAUUCUAAUCGGCCAAAACACAUUCAUUAACAGGGCAAACUAAGUUGUUUUCUUCACCUAAAUAGACACCUAAUUUGUUUCCUUACUCUAAAUAGUAAAUAUGCUGAAUUCUAAUCGGCUAAAACACAUUCUUUAACAGACAAACUAAGUUGUUUUCUUCCCCUAAAUAGACAUCUAAAUUGUUUUCUUACCAUAAAUAGUAAAUAAGCUAAAGUCUAAUCGGCUAAAACACAAUCAUUAACAGACAAACUAAGUUGUUUUCUUCCCCUAAAUAGGCACCUGAUUUGUUUUCUUACCUUAAAUAGUAAAUAGAGAACUUUAAACAAGUAAAAAGGAUAUAGUGUUGAAGAUUUGCUUCGAAGAUCUCUUUGCAUUAAUUAACUCAAAAAUAAAAUGAUAUUAGAAAUAGAAUUCUACUAUGAUAUUUCUUUGGUGAUAGUGGAACUUAGGCAUAUGCAUUCCGGUGUCCAAUCGGGUUCGGGUUCGCUACAGAUUCUAUUUGGUUUCAGUUUUUUGAGGGCAUAAAAUUUAGUUUCAUUCAGAUAGUUUAAAAGUGUGGUUUGGAUUCGGUUUAAUUUCUUUUGAAUUUAGUUCAUGUAUAGUAAAACAUUGUAAAUCCGGUUGAACUCGUUUUAAAUUCGGGAUUGGUUCUAAUUUGGGUUUCGGUUAUCAAAAUACUUUCUAUGACUCGAAAUUACACGCUUUACUUCUAAAACUUGGGAAAAUUGAACAAAUUACACUAACAAAAGUUUGACGCCAUGAUUCAGAAGUGGUUGUUAAGAAUAUAUAAACAUAACCAAGUUAAAACUAACAACAAAUAACUUUAAAGUGUAAGAAAUAUUAUUUAAACUUCAAAAAGAAACAUUUUGUAAACUUCGGAAGCAAAACUUUUCAUAAUCAAACUUUAUAUGAAACUACCAAAACACUAUAAACUCAGUAUUUACCAAACAUAUAUAGUAAACUUAGUAUUUAAUUAAUUAUUCAUGUAAUAGAUAAUUAUUGUAGGUAUUCAAUAGGUUCUCUGACUAUUUUAGAUAUUUAUUUGAGAUUAGAUUUGAGUUUGAUAGAUUUUUUUUUGCUUUUGAAAUUUUAGGAUUUUUGCAUGUAUAUGUUUGAGUUUCAGUACGGUACGUGUAAAACUCAAAAUCAGAAAUAGCAUAGAAUAAGAAGCAUUCAGAUAUAUCUCAGAUUCAGUUUGGUUCGGCUUUAUUUUUUGCUCAGUUUGGUUCGGAUUUUUGGGUUUGUUUUUUGUCCAUCGUUAGUGGAAGUCAUAUGGUUUACAACUCUCUUUUUUUUUGGUAAAAUAAAGGUUUACAACUUAUAAUACGAGAUAUAUAGGAAAUUGGAAAGUAAACUAAAAGCCAAAAAUAAAUAAAAUAAAACUUAAAAAAUGAAAACUGAAGGAGCAAGAAAGAAGGCAUAUAUAGUUUUCUGAAACAAAAGAAAGAAAACAACACAUCACUGCAGAAAAAGGUUUCUCUAUAAUAAUAGAAGACAAGAGAAACCUAAUGUCAAUGAAGUAGCCAAUGAGCCCAACUCCACAAUCACCACCUCUACAUUCUAUCUUGGGACCAUCUCCUCUCUCUAAUAUCAAAUAACUUGAAAUUGAGAUAUCUAAUUAUAUCCGGUUUAUACCAUAAUGUUUGCUUCUUGAAUUGAAAAAAAAAACAUAGAGAUUCAUAUAUCACAUAAGAGUAAUGAUUAAAUACGUUUGUGGAGGUUAACCUUAUGUUUUUUUUGCGGUAAUGGUGGUGGUUUAAUAUCAUAUUCUGCGCAUCAUGAUGCCACUUAAACAGUCUUAAUGCCCAACUAGCUUCUUAUUGCAAUCUUUUGAGUGGAAAGUGACACUACAUUGAGACCUGAAAGAAAAAACUCGACAAGGCUGACAUAAACAACUAAAAAGAAUUCAACCACAUAACAAUAAACCUUUACAAAGAAAGCAAACAACAGCUUAGUGCCACUAAAUUGAUAGAAUGUCAAUAAUGUUUCUGUACGGAAAUGGACUCAUUUGGGUCUACUGAGAUUCAUGGUGUUCUUUGACAACGUCAUUGAUCCUCUACAACAAGAAACAUGAGAGAUAUACACAGAACUCAUGUUAACCGGAAAAGGUCAGUUUUUUCACGAUUAUGACCGGUUAAGUGUAACAUAAAGAAAGGGAAUCUGUCUAUUGUGCCACUAGACUAAAAUGCUCUGUUAUGUUUAUGUCUAGAUAGAGAAGAAAGAGUAUCUUCUUCUGUGUACCUGUUCACUACAUCAACAAAGCUAUUGUGAGCUACGAUUACAAAAACAAAGGUGAUUUUAGCCAAUGCGUCUAAUAAUUGGGACAGUACAAUCAUGAAAAUAUAAAAACAAUAAAGCAAAUAGAAUGUAACACUACACCAUGAAAAAAAAAGAAGCAAAAAAGGAGCAAUGAUGCUUAGACCACUGGUUUAGAUUGCACACAAAGUCACUAUACAAAGGGUAGUUAUUCACUGCAAAUCUAUUGAUAUAAUUGGUCACUAUAAACUUUUUGCUUCAUAGCCUCGUUAAGAUAUGAACCUUUCAGUGUACAACACUCCUGCUCAAAUGAGCAACAUAAUCAACUUAUAUAUUUAUUGGCGGUGCCUCCUUUGUUCAAACUGUCACUCGACUGCCCACAUAACAAUCUUCUUCAGCUUUGCUUCCAACUGUGUAUGCAACGCCCCCUACAUCUUUCAAUCACACAACAAAAAGAACAUGACGUAUAUGAUUAGAAGACACAACAUACACAUAUCUUUAUUGCAAGUACCACAGUGGCAUUGAUUUUUCAAUUUUUCUCUCUUUGAGCUGUCCUAUUAUAUGCCCACUUCAAUAUGUCAUGUUGGCACUUAUGGCAAGAGAAGAUACGCAUGAAUAGCACCGCUCAAAGCCAUGAUGAAAACAAGAAUAUGCAACAAGAUUAUUAUUUUCUCCAAAGAAUCUGGAAUAAGUAAAUAUUUGGUUACAUUAUAUGUUACAGACAGCUCUGCAUCCAUCCUGCAAGGACUAGUAGCCAAUGGUUGAUGUUUUGGUCCUAAGGGGUAACUUAGUUCCAAGCUUAAUAGUCAAACUCAAAUACUGCAAGAACUGACAAGAUAAACUGAUGCAAAAUGGUACAAUUCAAUAAGCAUGAUCCAAUGAAGUCACUAGACUGAGUGUAGAGAGUGGUCGGCAAGAUUCUCUUCCCAGGGCCGGUUCAAUGGUGUCAUGGACCCUGGCAAAAAAAAAUUAAUUUUUAAACUAUUAUUUUUUAAAAAAAAUCUGAUAAAUAUAUGUUUUUGUUCAAAAUACCAGAAAUAUUUUUAAAAAUAAAUCUAUAGAAAUAAAAAAAAAACUUUCGUAUAAAAAAAUUAGACCCCUUUUCUUAUUUUUAAUAUAAAAAUACAUAUAUUUUUUUUUUUAAAAUCAGGUCCUUAUAUAUUAAAAAAUAGUGAGACAACGGAUUGGGACCAGGACGGUUGCACCCACUCGCCCCCUGUCUAAGCCGGCCCUGUCUCUUCCCUCAGACUUAGCUCAAGUACCAUAAGACCCAAGUAGGGGCCCUACUGUACCAUGAGACCCAAGAAGAAAAACACAUGCAGUUAAACAAAUGUUUUAACCUUUUAUGCAGGAAACCUUGGCAGGGUGAGACUGGUGAUGUGAAUUAUUGACCUAACAUAUAUAAAAAGGUUAUGAAAUAGGAGUUAGAAAACCUUUAUAAUAACUAUCAUCCAAUAAAAUAUUCAAAGCAAAGUAUUAAAAAAUGCCAUAAAUAUUUUCAACUAAACUAAUCAUUUAUUUUUAUUAUAUAUUUUAAUAACUAUUAACCAAUAAUAUUUAAUCUAUUUAAAUAUUCUCAGUUAAUGUAUUUAAUAUUAUACAAGUUAUUAAUUUCAACCACUAAAAAUUCUUUAACAAUCUAGAAAAUCAACUUUGUGGAACAAAAAAAACAAACUUUAUGUGAUGCAGUAUUAAUUAAAAGCAAGACAAAAGUAAUGUCAGUACAGCUAUGUAGUGAACACAAGUAUAUGACUGUACCGCCCAAAACCUUUCCUUUAAAUUCUCUUCUCUACCUCUGUUUUCUUUCUUCCUGAGAGUGCUCUAAACCUUUUACCUCUACUUCUCCCUUAUCAUCCCUCAGUUUCGCAAGAGAGAAAAAAAUGGGAUCAACUUUCCUCAGAAUCUUUAUGAUCUUGGUUCUGAGUUGCAUACCAGGUAGAACCAAUCUUUGUUCCAAUCCUUCUGUUAGUACCCCAAAAGAUUUACCUCCUUCAGUUAUUCGUUCCUCAUUAGAUUCUCUCGACUUGGAAGGUUACAUCACCUUCCAUGACGUCCACAAUGCGUCCAAGGACUUUGGCAACAGAUACCACUUACCACCUCUGGCGAUUCUCCAUCCGAGAUCAGCUUCUGAUAUUUCAACAGUGAUGAGGCAUAUAGUACGCUCCACAUCAAAUCUUACAGUAGCAGCCAGAGGCCAUGGUCACUCGCUUCAAGGACAAGCUCUAGCUCAUCAAGGUGUUGUCAUCAACAUGGAGUCACUUCUUCCAAGUCAUGAUAUCAAGAUUUACAAAGGGAAACAACCUUAUGUAGAUGUCUCAGGUGGUGAGUUAUGGAUUGAUAUUCUACGUGAGACUCUAAGAUACGGUCUUUCACCAAAGUCUUGGACAGACUAUCUUCAUUUAACUGUUGGAGGUACUCUAUCAAACGCUGGAAUCAGUGGUCAAGCGUUUAAGCAUGGACCUCAAAUCAACAACGUUUAUCAGCUAGAGAUUGUCACAGGGAAAGGAGAAGUAGUGACCUGUUCUGAGAAGCGAAACUCUGAACUUUUCCAGAGUGUUCUUGGUGGGCUUGGACAGUUUGGGAUAAUCACCCGGGCAAGGAUCUCUCUUGGACCAGCACCGCUUAUGGUUAAAUGGAUCAGAACACUCUACUCAGACUUCUCUGCAUUUUCAAGAGACCAAGAACAUUUGAUUUCAAAAAAGAAUGCUUUCGACUACGUGGAAGGAUUUGUGAUAAUCAACAGAACAGACAUCCUCAACAACUGGAGAUCUUCAUUCACUCCCAACGACUCCACAGAGGCAAGCCAAUUCAAGUCAGAUGGAAAAACUCUGUAUUGCCUAGAAGUGGUGAAAUAUUUCAACUCAGAAGAAGCUCACUCUAUGAAUCAGGAAAUGGAGAAGUUACUUUCAGAGUUGAGUUAUAUUCAAUCCACUUUGUUCUCAUCUGAAGUGCCAUAUAUCGAGUUUUUAGACCGCGUGCACAUUGCUGAGAUCAAACUGAGAGAAAAGGGUUUAUGGGAGGUUCCACAUCCCUGGCUGAAUCUCCUAAUUCCCAAAAGCCGCAUUUUCGAAUUUGCUACAAAAGUAUUCAACAACAUUGUGACUAGCAACCACAAUGGACCUACCCUUAUUUAUCCAGUCAAUCAAUCUAAAUGGAACAAACAUACGUCUUUGAUCACUCCUAAUGAAGAUAUCUUCUACCUCGUGGCCUUUCUCCCAUCUGCAAUCCCAAAACCCUCAGGGGAAAGUGAUUUAGAGUACCUUUUAAGACAAAACCAAAGAGUGCUUAGCUUCUGUGCAGAAGCUAACUUGGAUGUGAAGCAGUAUUUGCCUCACUACGAAACUCAAAAAGAGUGGAGAUCACACUUUGGAAACAGAUGGGAAACGUUUGCAAAGAGGAAACACAAGUACGAUCCUCUGGCGGUUCUAGCACCUGGUCAGAGAAUUUUCCAAAGGGUGUCGUCACAAGUAUCUUCCAUCCAACUUCUCUAAAGACAAAAAACGCAAAACAGUAGUUGUGUAAAGAGGCAAGUGUUCCUUGUAACGGCUUCAGCUAGGCAGCUAAGAGAGUGAAAUUCUUUUUUUUUUUUU